AACAAUCUGAAAUGUUUGUAAUUUAACCAGCAGUUAUCUAAGGUGUCAACUACUCAUUAAAACUACAAGCAGGAGUAUACAUUGCUUAUAUUUAUUACCAAUAAAGAGACUGGUAUAAUGACAUAAUCGAAAUAAUUACACAAAAUAAUACACAAACAGUAAGGAGCACAAGAGUGCAAUCUAGUAGGUUAAAUGAAACAUACCAUAUUUGAGCUGUUUAUACUGACUUAAAAGGACUGAAAACAAGGAACUAUGUUCUCACCAGAAUUCUGUCCAGGACUAAUUGAUUACAUUCUGUUGUGAUUCCUACACUGGUUAAAUGAUUACUUACAUUUUUUUUCAUUUUGAAUUACUUUCAUUGACUUGUUUAGAUGGAUAAAACAUGCCAAAGACCGCAGCAUCACUCAAAGAUACUCAGUUGUUUACAUUUGACUUGCCAAUUUCUCCGGAUGGCGGCGGUAUGGAGCCAUCAGUUCUCUUUUACUUUCACUGGCUGCGAAGAAGAGCGGAACCGCUGUAGUCGGAGAUGUUGCUGUGGAUACGUGAAGUUUACAACUCUCAAAGCUUUAUAAGAUGUCUCCAUCACUGACUGGUGUUUAGAGCAACUUUCCAGCCCAGUCUACAUUCACUAUGCUGCAAGCAGAGACGCUCCAACUGUUGUGCCUCACAGCCUCCAGUGGGGUCCCUCUGUUCUCACGAGGCUCCUCCAAGCAGCUUCCCUUUUCCAUCAUCGGCUCCCUAAAUGGUGUCCAUAUGUUUGGUGCUGGCCACGAGGCUCAGUUAGCAUGCUGUGAGACGGAUCGAGGGAGUCGUGUGGUUUGGGGGGUCUUUCAGGAGAGCCUGAUGCUGAUUGCGGUGAGUGGUGAUGGGGGCUCUUCCAUCAGUGAGUUGCAGUUGCGCCGCCUGCUGGAGAACGUGUGGAACUGCAUGGUCCUGGUCCUGGGACAGGACGAGCUGACAAACAUACGCAACGUGGAGCGGCUAAAACGGGAGUUGCGCUCUUGCUACCGCCUGAUCGACAUGCUCUUGGAACGUGUCAGUGACAAUCAGGGAUUUAUGGGAGAUCUGACACAGUGUGCCGACUGUUUGCUUCCCUCCCACUCCGGCUUGCUUCAGGAAGCCCUAGACUCUUUCACCCAAGCAGCAGAGAGUGAAUUUGGCUGCCUGCUGGUGCACGGUCGUGUGGCACAGGCCACGGAGAAGUGGUGAUCUCGACUGACGUCCCAAGAAGUUGUUGUGCUCUCAGUCUUGGUGCACUCACUUUCUGGUGCAUCUUCAUGUGACUACCCGGUCUUCCUGCCCCAAGGAAGUCCUACCGUCGCCAUUCGCUUGCUCAGUUUCCAACUACUUCCUGGGGCUCACCUGUGCGUCCUCUGUGGCCCCAAACCUUCUUUGCACAAGGCAGAGAAUGAGCUCAUUGGUCGUUUUUGGUCCACUUUUGUGGAGAACCUGCGUAGCUGUUUGGAGCAUGCUGAACGUUCCAGUCUUCCCUCAUCUGUUAGCCUUCGCUGGGACAUCCAGGCUCUUCUGCUCAUCAACCGUGAAUCUCGACGUGCCGUCACUGUCUGCCCUCGUGUUCGCAGUGGCGCUCCCUCAGAGGCUACGCCUCUCCUCUCGUCGGGCAGGCGUUUGGAGCUCCUCCGCCUCUUUUAUACAUUUGCAGUGACUAGAUAUUUUACCUCUCAGGAGACAUCAGUUUCGUCAGCCUCGGAGGAUUUCUCUCAGGGCUUUACCCACGUCCCUGUGCAGUGUUACCUUGUCACUGAUGAGUGUAAGUGUUAUGGCCUGCAGAGUUCUCAACACCAGCUCUUCGUCCUCAUGGAUCUCUCUGUGCCCACGUUUGCCUUGCGUUCUGUGGCUACACAGACUCUCUCAGCGAUUACUGCUGCAACUGGUUUUUAGGGCAUUUGUUUGGACAUGUAUGGGUUACUUAAAGGGUUAGUUCACCCAAAAAUGAAAAUUCUGUCAUUAAUUA
Molecule: messenger RNA, 1975 nt
Organism: Sinocyclocheilus anshuiensis
Lineage: Eukaryota; Metazoa; Chordata; Actinopteri; Cypriniformes; Cyprinidae
Product: protein fuzzy homolog
Exons: 3
Coding region: 631-1209 (192 amino acids)
Biological process (GO): non-motile cilium assembly; vesicle-mediated transport
Source: RefSeq, a predicted model, not a curated record